Molecule: messenger RNA, 1113 nt
Organism: Myotis lucifugus (little brown bat)
Lineage: Eukaryota; Metazoa; Chordata; Mammalia; Chiroptera; Vespertilionidae
Gene: FOXI3
Product: forkhead box I3
Exons: 4
Coding region: 1-1113 (370 amino acids)
Biological process (GO): anatomical structure morphogenesis; regulation of transcription by RNA polymerase II; cell differentiation
Molecular function (GO): RNA polymerase II cis-regulatory region sequence-specific DNA binding; DNA-binding transcription factor activity, RNA polymerase II-specific
Source: RefSeq, a predicted model, not a curated record
AUGGACAUCAUCUGCAUGAUUGGUGGAGGUGGGGGCCCGGCGAAAGAGAAGGACGCGGGCCUGGUGGCGGAGGCCGAGGCAGUGGCUGCUGGCUGGAUGCUGCACUUCCUCUGCCUCUCUCUCUGCCGGGCCUUCCGCGAUGGCCGCUCCGAAGACUUCCACCGGCCCGGGACAGCGCCGAGGGGUUCCUUCGCCCGGGCCGCCCCACCGGGCCCUCGGGGGCCCGCCGCACCCUGCGACCUGGGCUGGCUGUCCAUGGCCAGCCGCGAGGACCUGAUGAAGAUGGUGCGGCCGCCCUACUCCUACUCGGCGCUCAUCGCCAUGGCCAUUCAGAGCGCGCCCGAGCGCAAGCUCACGCUCAGCCACAUCUACCAGUACGUGGCCGACAGCUUCCCCUUCUACCAGCGCAGCAAGGCGGGCUGGCAGAACUCCAUUCGCCACAACCUGUCGCUCAACGACUGCUUCAAGAAGGUGCCCCGCGACGAGGAUGACCCAGGGAAAGGUAAUUACUGGACCCUGGAUCCAAACUGUGAGAAAAUGUUUGAUAACGGGAACUUCCGCCGGAAGCGAAAGCGCCGCUCUGAGGCCAGCAGCAGCUCUGCAGUGGCUGCAGGGACGUCAAAAUCGGAAGAGGGUCUGUCCUCAGGAUUAGGGGCUGGAGCGGGUGGGAAGCCGGAAGGAGACAGCCCCUCUGCUCUGCUGAGGCCUUCCCAGUCUCCAGAGCCUCCUGAGGGCUCCAAGAGUGUCUCCUCCCCUGGAGGGCCUGUGCUCACCUCCACCCCUUGCCUCAACACCUUCUUCAGCAGCCUCAGCACCUUGAGUGUCAGCAGCAGUGGGAGCACCCAGCGAGCUGUCGCUGGUGGCCACCCCCUAGGGAUCCAGGGGGCCCACCUGCCCUCCAGCAGCACGUUUCCCGCCAGCUCCGUCUCGGAAGCCUCAGACAACUUGCAACUGAGCACCAGCACCAGCAACGGCAGCAGCCAGAGAUCUUCCUAUUAUAACCCUUUCCCUGCCAGCACUGGUGCGGGGCAGAGCAGUCCCUUCAGCCCGCCUUUCUACAACUUCAGCAUGGUCAACAGCAUCAUCUACCCGCGGGAGGGCUCUGAGGUAUAG